AUUUUACUGAAGAAAAAAGGGGUGUCAACUGGAACGAAAGCAACAAACUGGAGCACAUUUUCACCGACUGACUCAUACACUUAAAAACUUAAUGCGUGUAAGGUAACUGAAAACAGCACGGCGUUUGAGCAAACAUUUAUUUAACGCUCAGAAAAGAAGGCGUUAAGCGCCGCGCGGAGCCUUCUGGGAACUAUUUUGAGCGAUGACUCCACUGAAUCGAAUCGUGAAGGCGAACCGACUCUCUGAAUCAAUCGAACGUUCCUGCAGCCUGCAGCCUCGGGAGCGCGCAGGGGAGGUAGUGUGGCGCAUGCGCAGUGCGGCGAUGGGGAUUUCCAGCGGAACAUGAAGGAGCAGGAUGCAAACUCUCACACAUUUCUCUCAGUUGGAUCUAGAGAUGCACCGAUUGACCGGCCAGGGACCGGAAUCAGACGAUUUUCCGUGUGACCUUCCCAGACCGGGGAUCAUGGGUCGGUCAGCCUCACCCCGUGCCAAUUCUGAGCUGGCCCGUUUCGAUGUCACAUCUGCACCCAUACACAUCAGCUGGCAGCAUUGGACAUGGUGUUUUUAAUGUGUGCUCCUCUCCACAAACCCUGAUCUUCAAAUGCUGCAGGGGGGGGAAGCCUGGCAGUGAGGGCUUAAUACAUUGAGGACUCUCCAUCCAGCUCCCAAAUCAACCACCUUCUCAUGUCAUGUUCCUCCUUUUGAGGUCUUUUGGCUAAUGAGCAACCCAGAGAUGCCCAUUACAAGCCCUGGGCAAGGCGUACGCCCAAAUUAAACCAAGCACAUCUUCACUUUCAUUAUUCCAAAUUGCUCGUAGGAGGAUGGCCGCAGCUUGCUGAUUGUCCCCCGUCACACUGCACCGUGUGAGGACUUGAGAUGGCAAGGAGUCGCGUUUAAAAGAAACUGCUGGAUUGUAGGAUAAGAGGUUGCAUGCUACGCAGCCCACUGCCACCGAUGGAUGCCAAGUUGCGAGAAGAUCUAUUCCGCAGGUAUGUGGCAUCUUUGGAGAAUCGGCUUGAGGAGGCGGCCGCUGAAGGAGAUCGACAAGGAGCCAAGACUGAGGAGGCACUGAUAUCUACUGCAACAGCACUGUUGGGCUCGUACCAGCUGGAUCCAGGGCAGCGCUUCCGCAUGGUUCGCUUCUACGAAACUGCGGAGAACUCCCUGAGGACUCAGAGGAGCGCAAACUUGCGGACAUUGGAGACGGCCUUUGCGACGCUGGAAACCAUCUGUACCAACUUACUGCUCUUUCCCUGGAAGAAAGAGUUCCGCUGCAUUAAAACCUUCACAGGGCCGUACGUGUACCAGUUGCGGUCGGUGAUAUGUGACGCAGACCUGCGUUCGCUGCUGCGCUCCAUGGGCUACUCAAGAGACCAGGAGCUGCAGUACCAUGUUCGGGACCAUCCAGGUGGAGCCUCGCACCUCCGGCAGCUGGCCUUCGAGCUGCUCCUGGCCCAGGCUGAGUGCCGUCUGCUCGGCGAGGUGGUGUCCAUGUCUCGGGGCUUUGCCUCGGAGCUGGAGGCUGUGGAGGUGAGGAGGAACACCAGAGAAGAUGCUGCAGGGUGCGCUGAUGCCCUCCGCCGACGGGACAGCCUUACAGGAGACUUGUCCCGCCUGUCGGUGCGGCCGCUGGACAUGGACCGUGCCCAUCUAAGGCGAAGCGGUCGGCCGUCCAAGUCGGUGGAUGUAACAGACAGCGCAGGACACUGGCACCAAGCCAGCAAGCCAGUGCUGAAGGCCUCGCUCAGCCUGCGCAAGGAGCCACUGUUCGUCGACACAGAAGAAGACCUGAAGGAUGAAAUCCUCCGCCCGAGCCCUUCGCUGUACCCUGUGGCCGCGCCGCCCUCUUACAGCCCAGUGGCUGACUUCUUCCCGAUUCAGUCGCCCCCGUCUGAGCCAUACUCCUACCACUUGUCCUCCCUGGAUGAGGUGGACUUGUACACUGAGCGGGGUCUGGGCGGCCACCAGGCGCCCUCAAGACCACAGAGCCGGGAGCCUCGAGAGUCCCGGGACAGUUGGGUCCUGAAGGGGCAUGUGAUGAAGUGCCAGGGCUGUGGCAUGGGCUGUCCUUCGCUCUCCUCUUGCCAGAGGUGCGACAUGAUCUUGUGUUCGUCCUGCCACGCCGUGGACCCGGCGCCUUGUUGUGGCUUCCAGGAUUACUCGAAAACUUCCCGCCCUUUGGACGGCUACAUGCCCAUCAAGGAGAAGCUGUCGGUGUACUCCAACGCCCACUCGCACACUCACCCUCACCCUCUUCCCCAUGCUCAGUCCCACUCGCUGUUGCUGGACAAAGCUGUGAUGAGCACCAAGCUGUUUCCCGGUAAGGCGCUGGGUUCGGGCAGCAGUCCGGUGGUGGGCUCCAUCAGCAGCGGGGGCGAGCGGAUGAGUGUGGGCGGCUCCCGCUGUGGCUUCUGCAACAAGCCAGGCGCCUCUCACACCUGUGUCAACUGCUCCAAGGUGUCAUGUGACAUGUGCACGGGCCUCUACGGCAGUGACGUGUGUACCCGCAAAAACCCUCAUCAUAACUUUGUGCCCAAUCAUCAGCUCAAUUUCAAGUCCAGCACCAUAUCCCACCUCGUGUACCGAUAGACCAGGAACACAUGCGCACUACACCUCUUUUAUCUCUGCUGUUUCCACCCUUGACUUUUUUUAGUUAACUUUUCCCGCUUUCUUUCUAAGUUGGCAGUUGUUUGGUUUUGGUCAUGUGAUCUUGCUGUGCAUUUCCUAACCCUCAGUAGCUCUACUUUAUAAAAAAAAAAAGCAGUUUGACCGGAUAUUUCCAUUCUGUAUCAGUGUUUGAUAACUAGAGAAAUAACCAUGCAGCACAUAGAAACUGUGAAUGACUUGCAGAGACUCCACCCUGGAACUGAAUCGGGUAAGUGGGAACUUCUCAAACUUGAACAAAUAAAUAAAUUACACUGGAAGUAAAUAAUAUAUAUUUUGAAUUGUGAAUCUAUAGAUCUAUGUAGACUAUCGCUCUCAUGGUGGGGUGGUUUCCUAGUUGAAUGGGACUUGUAGUUGCUGUUGAGUCACUGUAUCGAGUCCUCUGACGAGAAAUGCCUUGUGGGUUUAUUAACCCCUAAGAAGUUAGCCUACACUGAUCAAAAUGCUGCUGUUGAAGUAACCCAGGAGGGAGCGCUCCUGGCCUCUGACAUGCUUUGCAAACACCGUGAAGCUCUUCUAGUUGAACUCCAUGCACAUACUGAAUGAUUAUGUCAGUAGAUAUUUGAUUUCCUCUGUCCAGGUUUCCUUUACAAGGAGCCUGUUAAAAAAUAUUGUAAUAUAUGUCAAGGACAUUGAAAUGGAGAAUAAUUUAAUAUUUUGCUAUGCUGACUGUCAUUAGAAACAAGUAUUUUUUUGUUAAUUUAUUGUACAAUACAUGUAUGAUUAUGUGUACGCACACCAUGAUAAACUAAAGUGUUACAACUGGGUGAAUGUCACAAAUUACUUAUUGGGACAUAUUUUACCCCACAAUCCAAUGAAGAUACAAUAUUUUACAUUAAA
Molecule: messenger RNA, 3504 nt
Organism: Carassius gibelio (silver crucian carp)
Lineage: Eukaryota; Metazoa; Chordata; Actinopteri; Cypriniformes; Cyprinidae
Product: spermatogenesis-associated protein 2
Exons: 4
Coding region: 931-2589 (552 amino acids)
Biological process (GO): regulation of tumor necrosis factor-mediated signaling pathway; regulation of necroptotic process; protein K63-linked deubiquitination
Cellular component (GO): cytoplasm
Source: RefSeq, a predicted model, not a curated record